ACGGGCAUCGCGCGCCAGCCCGCCGUUACCUUCUCAUUCGCUCGAGACCGUUCUUCGGCGUCUGUAUUUUACGCAACGCUUACACGACCGUAACUGACAUCCGCGUCGAGACACAAACACCGCCAGCCUGCCGACAGACUGACAGACUGCCGUUUUUUUCCCUCGGAGAGUCGGUCGCUUUCUCGACUUCAUCGUUCUUCGGAGAGUAACAGGUGCGGGGCCAGGAGCUUUUCUCAAGUUGGUUGCCGGCUGUUGCUCAGCUUGCCGUUAAGUGUCAAAAAUAAUAUGGCAAACUCGGGCGUUCAGUUGCUUGGAUUCGGUCUCUCUCUGGUUGGCAUCAUUGGGCUGAUCGUGGGCACCAUCCUGCCUCAGUGGAAGAUGUCCGCGUACGUGGGGGACAGUAUUAUCACGGCAGUGGCCACUUACCAGGGGCUGUGGAUGUCCUGCGCGUUUCAGAGCACCGGCCAGCUUCAGUGCAAGAUCUACGACUCCAUUCUACAACUAGACAGUGAUCUUCAAGCUACCCGUGCUCUGAUGAUUGUGGGUAUCAUUGUGUCCAUUUGCGGCCUUGGUGUGGCCUGCAUGGGCAUGAAGUGCACCACUUGUGGAGCCGAUGACAAAGUUCGCAAGGCUCGCACAGCCAUGACGGGAGGCAUCAUACUGCUAGUGGGAGCCCUCUGCGCGAUUGUUGCCUGUUCGUGGUUUGCCCACAAUGUGAUUCGAGCUUUCUACAACCCCUUCACUCCAGUCAACACCAAGUUUGAGUUCGGAGCAGCCAUUUUCAUAGCUUGGGGUGGGUCAUUUCUCGAUGUUCUCGGUGGAGCCAUGUUGGCUGCUUCAUGCCCUCGAAGUAAACAAGUGUCAAAAUAUCCUAAAAGUAACUCUGCACGGUCUGCAAGCGGCAGCAACAAAGAGUAUGUGUGACCAGACCUCCCUCUACUGGACAGACGCUGAAGCAACUUCAGAAGGUGAAGGGUUUCUUCAACAAAAUAAUGAACCGAAUAAUCAAGGUUAAACAGCUGUCGCUGAGAAAGAAAAGAGUUUACGAACUGUAUGUAAUGUCCCGUUAUAAAAAGGGCAAUCGGUUGUCCAAAAGGUCAAAUAUAAAAUGUAUUUACAAACACUCUGGGAGCUUUUCAAAUGAAGGACUGUAGAAAUCUAGUGUCAGUACAAAUACUCACAGGUUGCUUUGAGCCCCCGGUGUUUCACUGAAGUAAAGAGCUAGGUUGUUUUCUGUGUGAGAUUUGGACAGUGGGUCAUGUGUUGGUGUUUUAAAAGCGCCCACUAGGGAGCACUCUAACCAACAAGCAGGUGUUGCCCAAAAUGGAGGGAUUUUUUUGUUUGUUUGUUUGUUUGUUUUUGAGUAUUCAUCCUACAGAAAUGCUAACAUUUUUAAUACUUGAGUCAAGUAAUUUUACGUAAUCGCAGAUGUUCGAGGAAGACCCUGAACGUGAUUUUUUUUUCAUUUGCAUAACACAUUUCAGUAUUAACUCACCACCUCACAUUCAUUUUUAUUGUCCAUCGGCCUAUCUGAACAUCUUUUACUUAUAAAAGCUCAUUGUUAAAUGCAGUGUUAGUUAUUGUUUAUAUACAUUUUGUUUUAAAUGCUGAUUUUCAAUAAAUUGUAUCUUCCUGCUUAUUAA
Molecule: messenger RNA, 1643 nt
Organism: Puntigrus tetrazona (Sumatra barb)
Lineage: Eukaryota; Metazoa; Chordata; Actinopteri; Cypriniformes; Cyprinidae
Gene: cldn7a
Product: claudin 7a
Exons: 4
Coding region: 286-924 (212 amino acids)
Biological process (GO): cell adhesion; bicellular tight junction assembly
Cellular component (GO): plasma membrane; bicellular tight junction
Molecular function (GO): structural molecule activity
Source: RefSeq, a predicted model, not a curated record